Pieris brassicae (large cabbage white) is the source of this 8661-nucleotide messenger RNA. RefSeq names its product myosin heavy chain, striated muscle (gene ssp3). NCBI's taxonomy places the organism in Eukaryota, Metazoa, Arthropoda, Insecta, Lepidoptera, Pieridae. The transcript is spliced from 21 exons. The record is from RefSeq and is a predicted model, not a curated record. The coding region runs from base 212 to 5941 and encodes 1909 amino acids.
UUGAACGGUUUUUAUUAAAUCUUACAAUUCGCCAGAAAUUUAAUUUUUUGCAUAUUCAUUCAAAUGUAAUUUUAUAUAUUACUUUCUUUUUGCUUUAUAUUUUGUGUUCUUAGAAUGGAAAUAGUCCUUUUAUUGUCUAAUGCGCUUACUAAGUAUGUGAUGCCUGUGAAUCUAUUGUUUUGCAAUGAAAUCUAAAGUACUUUAAUUUGAUAUGGAAGAAGUGAGGCAAUUGGUGCAGGAGGAAGGUAGGGAGGCAAGAAACUUAGUGGCGUAUCACGUUACCGUGGAAACCCCAGCUUCCAAGUUAUCUCGUAAGCCUCCCCGUGCAAUUCCACCACCGCCAAGACCACCAGUUCGAACCACACGACUCCGGUCAGCAUCUGCAGGCCGAGAUAAACGAUCGGAGCUCCGUGCACGUUACUGGGCAUUGCUAUUUGGUGAUUUGCAAAGAGCUAUUGGUGAAAUAUACAACACUGUUCAAGCAAAUGAAAAUCUCAAUGAGUGCCAAGAAGUGAUACUUGUUCUAGAGAACUACACACGCGAUUUCAAGGCUUUGGCCGAGUGGUUUAGAGUAAAGUGGGAUUAUGAUAACACCCCUCCUCCACAAAGACCACAGAGCCUAGCAUGGGAGAUUAGAAAGACUGAUUUUGUUAAGCCAGAACCAAAACGCGCAUAUUCUGUUAAAAGUUCACCUACAGUGUCAGGCAAAAACAGCCCAUCAUUCUCUGGAUAUAAUACACCUAGUGGAAAAAACAGCCCGAAUCCAACUGGAAAAGUGAGUCCAGGAAGUGGAAAAAUAAGCCCUAGGGUUGCUUCAGGCCAUUCAAGUACCAGUCCUAAGGCAAAUAUUGAGUUCUUUAGCAACAAAAUCAAUACUUCUAAAAUUACUGCUAAACCUGAGCCAAAAAUUGCAAAAGAACUAUCUAGACUUUCAGAUAUCAAGGAAAAAGAUAUUAAAGAAAUAUGCGAGGAUUCUAAAGUAUAUGAAAAAAAGGAUGAUAUUGAUACAUUAAAACCGAAAGUGGUUGAAAUAGGACAUGCCAAACUUAGUCCUUGUGCAUCUCCAAAGUUGGUGGUAAUUAAGGCACCAAAAUCCUUGACAAAAAAGGAGAAUAAAGUUGAAGAUAUGUCAAACUAUGCUCAGUCAACUGUUGACAAACUUAAUGUCAUGGAAAAUGAGUUCUUAAAAAAACAAAUUUUGGAAAAUAAAGCAAAAAAUGAUAAUAUGAUCAACAAUGGCAUAGAGUCCGAUAAGCCGAUUAAUAAUUGUGAUUCUGUUGAAAAGGGUUGCUCGGAUUUGAAAGUAAAAAACAAUAGCGAGUUAGUUAUUGUCACUGCUGAUAAACCAGCCAUUGGUGAUAUUAAAAGUGCUAUUGAGAAUCAAAAAACAGCUGAUACCACUGAGAAAGAACGGAGCACAGAGACUUCUAUAAUUGAAAAACAAUUUGAAGGAGAGGAAACGAAUGAGCUAGAAUUAUUGCACAAACAAGUGUUUAUUGAAAAAAAUGACUUAAUUUUGAAUGUACCGAAGAACAGUCAAAUUUUUGAAAAUCAAGGUGAGGUCACAUAUGCUACUUGUCAAAAAGAUUUUAUAGUCAACAAAAAUAAUUCAGACGGGGUAGUAGAGGAAGAGGUUGAAAAAACAACUAGCUGUACAUACGAGCCGGAGAAAAUCUUCAAAAAGGACACAGACAUGAAAAAAAGCGAGGCUAAGUUUUCCAAGCCAGCAUACUCUCAAGCAGCUGCUAAGCCUAAAGCAACAAACCAAUCAGAAAAAACAAUCAAAGCUGAAACAAAACAGCCAAUAAAAUUAGCUAGAAGCUCAACAGUUGUAGAACUACGUCCACCAACAGUCAAAACUCAGAGGCCUUUCCAAAAAAGAGCUCAAACAAAUAAAUGCAGUUAUCCAUUUAAUUUGACCACCGGAAGAACCAGUCUUUUCGAUACAGUUCCAUCUACUUCAAUCAACAGAGGACAAAUUGUAACAAAGAAAACGUCAAUUAGAACUAACCACAUGGGAUCGGGUGACGCCAAAUCGGGAAACAGAUUAAACCUUAGAACUCGACCACGGCCUUCCUCUAUAAGACUUAAUGAAAAAGGUGAUAAACGUGAAAACGUAAGUGUUUUCAUUGAAAAAUCGGUCGAAAACACUAUUGCAAUCGAUAUGGCUAGAAAUGAAUCGAAUGAAAGUAUUAAAACACUUGUUCCAGAAGAUUUGCAGGCAACACAAGAUAUCAACUCUUCAGGAGUUAAUAUGUACAGUAAAAAUGAUAACGAUGGUUGGUUAACAGUGAAAUCAAAGCGAGAAUCUAAAAAGCAAUCCAAAAGCCACUGGACUAAUCGCUUUCGUCAACCGACAGCUACGGCAAGUCUUCCAACAUUAAACAUGUUAGAAUCUCCCAAAGAAGAAAACCCCAUAUCGAUUGAUGUUAAAGACAACUGUGACCGUGCUAAAUCCGAACAACCACGAAAGGUUGAAAAAGAAAAAAAGGCUGAGAAGGCUAUAAAAUCUAGCAAGAAAUCUGAAAAAAGAGAUCCUACUAUGAGGCGACAAAAAUCUGAUAUUACUGGACUGAAAACGCGCUCAUCAAAAAACAAAGUGCUGACGAAAAAGGCUGAAAAAGCAAAAAGCGUCUCAAAAGAAAAAAAUCGCUUGCAUUCCUCUCUGGAAAGCCUUACAAUGGGCUUAACACGAUCUGAAGAAAGUGUACACCAAGAGUUUGAUUUUGAUAAAUGGAAAGCUGAAUUUAAAUCAACAUUUAAUUUUUUGGAAGAAGACGAUCAUAUCUCUGAUCACAAUGAAAUAUUAAAGACAGCUGAUCCAUCCGAAAUGUCGGAAAUCGCGGAAAUGACGUCGCAAAUUGAGGAAAAUGAACGGAAGAUUAGUCUGGCCUUGGAUUUUCAGUCGGAAGUCGACCAGCGGAAGCUUUGCGAAGAAGAAGAUCUUUUGAACAGGCAAAUCAUGGAGCUGCAACAGGUGUCUGACAUCGAUCUUGACACGGAAACUGAUGAUACGGAGACUGAUGCAGAAAUCCCCUUAGAAGAACCGGCUUCCACCCCAGUGCCAAUGCCAGAAGGCCUGGGGUCUCUUACGGCCAGUCUAGAGGACCAGUACGAAACGGCCUUAGCUGGGAUGUCCUGGGCCGAAAGAGUCGAUACACUUGUGGUGUUGGAAGCCCUCGUGGCUCGGGAUCCUGGCAGAGCUCAGCAACUGCACGCUAAACUUUCUCAAGGCAUAAAACGACGAGGGAGUCUACAAGAUGCUUUAAGAAGAUUACAGGCAAAACAAGCUCGAGCGGAAAGACAGCGCAUGUCGUAUCAAACGGAGAGGGCUAAACGCAUUCAUCAGCUAUUGGCCAGGGUGGAGGAAGUUAAGCUCGCCAAGAACCAGUUGAUAGAAGAAAAGAAGUUGAGAAUGGAGCGCCGUCUGCAAAAGGCCGCUGAAAACCGUGAUCAGCACUUAAAGGAUAUAGUUCGCAAAGCCCACGACGAAGAGGAGAAACUGCGUGAGAUCGCGUUCAUUAAACAAUUAGAAGCGGAGAAUCGAAGGCACGAAUUCCUGGAUCAGUGCAAGUCGUUAACCACUCGACUUCGGCAAAUGAGACGAGACCGACUUACUAAACUUGAACAAAAAGCAGCUCGCGAAGCAGCUGUAGGAGCCCGGAGACAAGCCUUAGAAGCGGCUAGAAAACUUCAAAUGGAGACCUUAUUAGAGAAGAGGAAAGAGAGAGAUGCAAGAUUAGAAGAGAUGAAGGAGCAAAAGAAACAGGAGAGGGACGAUGCGGCGAGGGAGAAGGCAGAAGCAGUAAAAUCUCGAUUAUCAGCCCUCGCGGAAGCAGCAGAAUUGGAAGCUGACGCUCUCAGGUCUCGGAUCCGAGACAAGCAGGACGCAAGUCAAUUACGACACACGUCUCACUUGCAGGCUAUAAGGGAGAAGGCCACCGGACCAAGGCAACCGACGACAUCCGAAAGUCACGACAAAGAUUCCCUUGAUGAAGCUGAAAAAGAAGAGUUGGAGAAGAAAGAGAAAGAUAGGCUGAAGUUUGCUAAGAAGAAAGCUAGGAAGAUGAAACAAAAACUUCUCGCCAACGGUGCAACUAAAACAAUAUUCGACACUUAUUCUGUAAACCCAAUAGAAAAAUUAUUGACUCCGCCGUCUAUUAUAAAGACCAACAAACUUGUCUGUCAAUUAAAUAGUAUCCUACAAAAUAUAACGAAUAAUAUUCAUAACGAUAACAACGCGGAACCUAAAAAGAAAGCUAAAAAUAAAAAUGGCAAGAAUAUAGACGAUAAUGAAAAUAAUAACAAAAACGUAACAACAGAUGUUAAAACUAUAGAGAUAGUGAAUAAUGAAUUGAAUGGUAUUAUUGCAACAAAUAAUAAUAACGACGAUAAAUUCGAUAUUCCUAACGGUCCUGGGAAAAACAAAAAGAAAAAGAAAAAAUCAGAGAACGUAGAGAAACUACCGAACGGCGUCGAAACAAAUAAAAAGAAAAAUCUUAAUAAAAAAGAGGCAGACUCGGAAUCGUCUUCCAGCAGACGAAAGAAGAAGAAGAACAAGGAUGUAUUAACGGAGUUUGAUUUCGACUUAGAAGAUGAUAAUAAGAAGAGAAGGAAACGCAAUAGAAAUAGUGAAAUGGCGAAUCUCUUGAACGACAUCAAUAAAUGUAGAGCCCGCAAAGAUAAUAUCUUUGUGGAUGGACCCGGUAUCGAGAAAAUAUUAAACGAAUUAAAUAGAAGCGUAGAGAGAUUGGAGCCGGAUACGUCAGAAAAUGCAGCUCUGCACAGAUACUUGGCCAUCAAAGCCACGUACGAACUGCUAGGACUUGUCGCUGAAAGAGAAGAUAUCGCUGCCUCUAUCUCUACCAAGUGUGUCACAGUGGGUGUGACCUUGAUAUCUCGGACGCUGAGCUCUUGUCCGGUCAUGGGUUCGCAACUCGCUAGCACAAAUAUGACUGUACAUCUAAUCACACUGUUGGAACAAGUUGACAGAGAAGGCAUGUCACAGUCAAAGCGAACGGAACUAACUCGGCUGUUAGCUGAUAGCCUGUCCGUUGCCUUCGAUUCUGUGCUCUGCAUGUCCAGGAUUUACGAGGAUUCCCCGAAAAACAACGAUGCUGAAAGCCUUUGCCACUUCAGGAGCCGGACGCACCAGUAUAUCACCUACCUAUGUCUCAGUGGGUGCCUAGACCGAGCUGAUAUGUCAGUAGAGGCUCGCGAGAGUAUUCAAACAUUGCUGACCGUUUGCGCUGACGUGUCACAUCCAAGCUCUGUCGAUACUGGCAACGACCGAGCUACAGCCAGACAAGCCUUGAAAAUUGCUCUCGGCACAGGCAUAUGUGGUUCCAGAGCCGAAUUCUGCGUUUUAUUCGCGAAGGGUGCGUCCCUGGAGCAAUGUGGGGGCUUCGUUCGAGCGGCUCGAACUGCUCAUCUGUUACGGGCAUUGGCCGAAAUGGACCAUUCAAUAGUUCAAGAAGCCUUCGGUCAAGGCGGUUGGCCGAUAGAGUUCCGGGCAGCAGUGGCAAGACUUCUGUCCCAACAUGCACCUAACGACAAAGAGGCUCCAAGAAAGACAACAUUACGUUUAAGCAGCGAAAAACUGGAGCAGAGCCUCUCAGAGACCAUGGUUCUUGACCUGAUUGUUCUCGUUGGAUUUGUUGUUGUCAACAAUCCUCAACUUCAGGAGGCAAUCUGCGAAGGAUGGAGCGUAGUAAAAACACUGUGCACCUUGCCGGCCAAUUGGCUGGUUUCGCGGACUCGCAGUCGCGCCUUGCUACCAACUCUUUGUGCGUUGGCUGAUUAUCCUGCCUGCGCUGCUGCUAUAUCAUCUGAAUUGAGUAUGACGAUGCUAGAAGAAUUCCUGAACAGUCCCGAGUCGCAAAAUCUUAAACUCGUUCAAGUGAUCAAACUUGGAAGGGCCAAGAAACACGGCAAGAAAUAGAUCGUCAGUUGCAACAAAGGAUUUAGUUAAAGAUCUUCAAAUGUAAUUAUUUACUAUGGUUAAGACAUGCAUUACUAUUACAUAUUUCAACUAAGAUAAUAUAACUUCACUUAUAAUAUUGAUGUCACCAUACUAUUCAUGCGAAAAUAAGUUUAUAUGUCCUUCACGUUGCAACGGUUGAAAUCCACGUAUUUUUGCAUUGCUAGUAGGAGUCGAAAAGUGUGUCUCUUUGCUAUAACAAUUCUCAAUCUUUGAAUGCGAAUAACAUUAAGUUUAAGCUCAUGGAUCCACAAAUUGCGGAUAAAAGCAAGAUGAAGUUGAAUUCUCCUGGAUUUUCAGAAAAUCUUGAAAAUGCAAUGGAUGAAUAUAAUAUGAUCUGUCUAAAAUAAACAAAAAAUAUUGUGUUAAUAGUAGUUAAAGAUCUUAAAACUUAACAACUUAAUAAGGUCAAACACGAAAAUAGUUAUUCUAUUACGUUCUUGCAGUUAUAUUUGUUUAUUAUUAUAGUUAUUAUUGUUUCUUCAAUUGGAUGUUUUGCAAUUAACUAGUCUGCGUCCUUCGUGACUUAAAAUGUAUAUUUAUUUUAUUUAUGUUUUAUGUAAAUAAUUCGUUACUUAUUUUACUUUAUUUUUACAUUUAAAUUGUUGAUUAAGCUGAUCCCAACUUAUUGAUCGGCUUUUUAUUUUCACUUAAAUUUAGAUGUAAUAAAAUUGUCUAAAUGUAUAACGAAAACCUCGUAACUACAACUGCAUAAAAAUCUAUUUUUCAAAAAUUUACUUCAGACCGAUGUUCCAUAAAUUUUAUAUUUUAUAACUGUGUACUGAAUCCUUCCUCUUUUAUUCGGAAAUAUAUUCUAUUGUAACGGGGUUUCCGUUAUAUAUUAUUGUCUUUAGGCCCCAGUCUGCGAUUUGCAAUGACCAGUAUGCUGUUUUCACCUUUCGUGUUGAUUUAAUUGAAAAUCUAUCCAGUACUAAAUUUCUUCUUUAAUACUGAAGGCCGUGUUGGUGUUGCAUAUCUUAUUCCCCCUUUAAUACCAGGGGAGGGGAGAAGUAAAAUUUUUAGCAUAAUGCUUUGAAAUUAUGAAAAAUACUAAAAUAAAAAGAAUGACGGCGAUACCCUUUUACUUGAGCUGUAAGUCCACCACGACUAGCGGCUCUUAUAAAACAUAAGAGAAAUCCUGCGUCUGCACACACAAGACGAAGGCGAAGAAGUCAUACUCAUAAGACAUCGUACGUCAUAUACUGAUACCUCUACAAAAUUAACAAUUAAUUGUGGCAUCCAAAAUAAAAAUCAACCGACUCUCUUUUGAAUCAAUAUACGUAGUGAAAACGCAGACUGGGGUUCAUGUUAGGAGUAUCUGCCGUGUCGAUGUUACUACUGUAGUGAUUGUGAAUCUGUACACUUUUUGAUGUCGCUAUACAUAUUUUUCUAUGGAUGUAGCGUUAUAUAACCUCUAUAUUCGUAAACCUGUUGAAUGUGACAUCCGUUUAGAUUCUUCGUAUAUUUUCUGAAUUGUACUGUCUUAAAUCUUGGCAGGUUUGAGUCUUGCGUAAAUACUAAAUCAAUUCAAUUACACUGUUACAUUGUUACACCCCUGCUACACGUCUCUUUUUUUUAUUGUUUUCCCGCUUUGAUGAAAAAGCCGGCAACACACAUCACGGUAUCGCUUAACAUCGGUUGAGCCGCCUGCCCAUUUGCCCCGUGUGCAAUAAAAAAGGAGAAGUAUGAUUUAGUUUUUAUGAAUCAAGCGUCAUCACUGAUUAAUAGUUGCUGGUUUGGUUAAAAAAGGUAUGCGUUUAUAAUUGAAUUUUGAAGAUACUUAUUUAUUGUAACUGCAUUUAAAACAUUUCGCUCCGACAGCAAGAUUUAAGACGUUUGCACAAUUAUAAACUAAUUGAUGUCUAGCGAUUGCUUUUUCCACUUUUGUUUUUCCUUAUGGCUGAAGUUUUGAGAGGGUAAAAUGUAAGUGUAGGAUUUAAUGAAUAAAAUUUAAAACAAAAUAAAUAAUUUUAAUGGAUUUAAUAGUUAAAAAUAUUAAAUCACAAUCAUGUUGAGUUUGACUUUUAAUAUAUGAGUUGAGAGUUGUUUAUUACGGGUUUAAAUGUACUUUUACAUGCGCUAUUAAUUGAAAUGUAGACUAUUAAGUCCAUAAAAAUCAACGGAUUCAUGGAUUAAGAAAUUUGAAAGUAGGUGUGCUAAAAGUGUGCCUUGAAGGACACCAGUAACAAGAUGCAUGUUUAAAAUUAACAUUAAAGUUAAUACAGGUAUGCUGUGAUAAGAUUCGUCUUUAUAAUAUUCGGCCAAGGUAAAAUAUUUAUAGUAAAAUUAAAAUUGGAUGUAGGUUUUUCGGAUUUGAUGUUGUACUCGGCCAAAUGCUGUUAUCUGAUCUUUUGCUAUUUUUAUAACUUUCUUUUGUGAUGUAUGCCAAUUUAAACUACACUGUGAUUUAUAUUUAUUGGUUUUGUAACUGCCGAAAUAUUGGAACAAUUUCAUUAGGUCUGUAACUUUUGAUUUUAAAAUCCUAGCCUCUUCAACAAGAUCUCGUUGGCAGCUUUUCAUAAGUGACAGACCUCAUAUUGUUGGACCAUACUAUAUUUUUAUGUUUAGUGAUAGUUAUGGCGGAUUCGUCAAAUGUAUUCAAUCUGUGAUUAUUUUUCGUUUAGCGUAAUGUCUGUCGCGUGUAACAAUUCCUUGUCUAAUUUAUGUAAGUAAAUAAAUAU